Molecule: messenger RNA, 5797 nt
Organism: Triplophysa dalaica
Lineage: Eukaryota; Metazoa; Chordata; Actinopteri; Cypriniformes; Nemacheilidae
Gene: lmln
Product: leishmanolysin-like (metallopeptidase M8 family)
Exons: 17
Coding region: 124-2133 (669 amino acids)
Biological process (GO): proteolysis; cell adhesion
Cellular component (GO): membrane; cytoplasm
Molecular function (GO): metalloendopeptidase activity
Source: RefSeq, a predicted model, not a curated record
GCCGGUUUAAAGAACAUCUGAUUUGAUUUCCUCUCGGAACAUCCUUGAAUUUUGUGCGAUUUCGAGGGAUAUUAUGCAAGAUGACAGGAGGGUGAUAUGAAUGUUAAAGUCACGGGUUGAAGGAUGGCGUCAGGGUGGCUGUGGCAGCACGGAUCAGUUAGAGAUGCUUUAUUCUUAAACAGCAUCAUCUGGCUCUUCUUCAUCAUCAACACCAGCAGCAGCACCGGGACACAAGCGCACACCUGUAACCAUAAAGUGCCCCUUCAUACAGAGGUUAUACACAAAGUGUUUCUUAAGCCAAAUAGAUUGACCAAAAGAAGCACAGAGCAGCAGUUAAAGAUCCAGAUAGAGUACGACUCCAGCUUGGACGGGUUAGAUGAAGACAAAAGCAGUCUUGUGAAGGACAAGCUCCUCCCACAUGCCAUUGAUUAUCUUCAGAAGGCGUUUAGGGUUCGUAGGCAGUCUGGUCCAAUAUUACUGAGCAGACAAUGUUCAACAAAUCAGUACCUAAGGAAAAAAGAUGAUCCCCAUCGCUACUGUCAGGGACCAUGUGCAGAGAUCACAAAGUGUGGUCCGGUUAUUGUGCCUGAGCGUCAUUUACAGCAAUGCAGGGUGUGUAGUGAGUCAGGGAAGUCCUGUGGCCCUGCUGGUCCUUCUGAUGGUGAAGGGGUGGAGAGGGCCGAUUUUGUGCUUUACGUAAGUGCGAUGACCACAGAAAGGUGCGGGCAAGAGAAUAUUGUAGCAUAUGCAGCGUACUGCCAACUCGAGUCUGAACUAGACAGGCCAAUUGCUGGAUACGCCAAUUUGUGUCCCAAUAUGAUCUCUACUCAAGCUCAGGAGUUUGAAGGGAUGCUGUCCACGGUCAAGCAUGAGAUCAUUCAUGCCCUGGGUUUUUCUGCUGGUCUCUUUGCCUUUUACCACGAUGACGAUGGGAAACCUUUGACGCCACGUUCUGCGAGCGGUCUUCCUGCAUACAAUGAAAGUUUAGGGUUAUAUCAGUGGAGUGAUAAAGUCAUCAAAAGAGCGACCCGGCUAUGGGACAUCCGAGGCGGCCGCAUGGUCCGACACAACGUCCAUCUUCUCGUCACUCCACGUGUAGUGGAGGAGGCCAGGAAACAUUUUAAUUGCCCCAUUCUGGAGGGCAUGGAACUGGAGAACCAGGGAGGUGCUGGCACUGAGUUCAACCAUUGGGAAAAGCGUCUCUUAGAGAAUGAAGCUAUGACUGGAUCUCACACACAAAACCGAGUGUUUUCCAGAAUAACUUUGGCUAUAAUGGAGGAUACAGGGUGGUACAGAGCCAAUUACAGCAUGGCAGAGAAUCUGGAAUGGGGAAGAGGGUUGGGCUGCGACUUUGUGAUGAAAAGCUGCAAAUUUUGGAUAGACCAACAUCGCAAUACGAGGCCGACGCUGAGCCCUUACUGUGACUCUGUGAGGUCGGCACCUUUGCAGCUCACCUGCAGGCAGGACCAGCUGGCAGUGGCCGUCUGCAACCUGCAGAACUUUUCGCGUGCUCUCCCUCCAGAAUACCAGUACUUUGACCAUAUCGCUGGUGUUCCUGAGGAGGAUUUAUCGGCAUAUGGAGGCGCGGUGGAGAUCGCAGACUACUGUCCCUUUAGCCAGGAGUUCAGCUGGCAUGUAGGCGGAGAGUACCAGCGCAGUUCUUACUGCAGAAUACAAGAGAACCAACCAGCUGUUUGGAGGAACUAUGGGGCAGAGCAGUAUGGGCCAGGGUCAGUGUGUCUAUACCAGAAGUCAGCAUUUGUGAUGGAGCAGUGCGCUAAACGGAUGACCUACCCAGACUGGGGCAGUGGUUGCUAUAAGGUAUCUUGUACAACAAAGGGUCUGUCUGUUUGGGUGCAGAAUGAGUCCUAUUCAUGUGCCCGUGCUGGUCAGGCGAUCAGUGUGAGCGUGUGGAUGAACGGGUGGGUUUACAACGGGCAACUCAUCUGCCCCGUCUGCGCUGACUUCUGCAGCGACUGCCCCCUCCCUCACGAAAUCCACUCCAUGAACACCACCAAGAGUGUUCGCUUAGAUCCCUGUUCCAGUUCUUCCUCCCUGAUGGUGAAUUUACGGAGGCUUGUGUUUAUUCUCACUCCACUGCUGGCUGGCAUCCUCCUCUGUGUCAGGGACUGAAAUCUUGAUUGUGACAGGUGGAUACAGGCACCAUGCUACCGUUGACUUCCUUUGAGGUUUAGCUGUUGUGUACGGCAAACUGAUGAUCACGAGUUGAUCUGAGUACUCUUCUCUUUGUGGAGUUGUAUACUGUAGGGAUUGAAAAGCCAUGGAUUGCUCACCUCAGCUUGGUUGUCACAUGUCAGCGAACUGUAGAUCCAAUGAGAAGCCAUAGUCACGCAAGCUGCAGUUUGGCAGCACUGUUAUGCAGGUGCUAAUUAAUGUUCUCCUUGUCUGUUUGAUGGACCUGUAGCAUUUUGGGCCAUAAAAUAGCCGUCCGGCUGAGAAUCAUGAGUGUUUUACCAUGCUUCUCUUUUGACCUAUGAAAUUAUUUGUUGUUGACAUUUUGGUGAGCUCCGAUCAGGUUAUGUUACUGGUGUUUUUGAAUUUGCAUGGAGAAGUCCGUGUGAGAAAAUAACUAGAAAUUGAACGUGGCUUAGUGUCGAAGUCGUUUUAAAGGUCAUUGUUUAUAUACAAUGGGUUCUGUAUGUCUGUGACUUACAGUUUGAUGGUUUGAAAAAAAUUACGACACAGAGAAAUAUAUGAUCUUCUGAAUCUGCACUAUUUCAAGUGUCUAUCUGCAAUCAGAUAAAAGGCAUUUGUGAUUUUCUUUUGGAUGUUAACCUUUGUACAAAAUAUCAGAAUUCCUAUUGUUAGAGAGUACAUGAAAAUUACAUUCAUGCAGUGUGUAAUGUUGCUGUGUUUGAAAGUAAGCAGUCUGGCAAGUUGUAAAUCCGAAGGGGAAUGAAUAACAAAGUUAUUGGCUUGGAAAAAAGAGAGUCGACUCUGAAUCACGCAAAUGAGUCGUCCCUAGCCUGAUUCGCGACCCGUUUUAUGUCACUACAUAUAGUCCCCUCCUACGUUUUGCUAGGACUGCCCGCGAAAACUUCACUCUUCUCCCCCAAACACUGUAGCUCGUGAGCCUCUUUGGCAGAAGACCAAUCCCAGCAGACUAGACCAUCUGAGCAAUCACAUCAGACUAGGCUAGCGGAAAGGAGGGGAUUAGACAGAUGAAUCAUGGAACAAAUCAUUUGAGAGUUAGUCUAGAAGUAAAGUAAGAAUAACUGCUUAUUAUUACGAAAUUUAAACCAAAUCGGGACCUUAAAAAUCCCUAGUUAUGAACUCUUUAAAUCAUGUAGGGAUCCCAUAGAACAACAGUUUUAUGAAUUUAUGUAAUUUAUGCCAACUUGAAUAUAUGCUGUCAUUAACGCAAAAAGAGGAUAUGCCAAAUACUAAAAAUAGUUUUAAAUUUGUGCGAAAAUUGUAAUUUAACUCCUCAAUCCAAGUGUUAUGGUGAUAAAUAUCACUCCUGUACUUCUGAAACCUUGUAUUUCCAUAUUUCACGAUUUUCAUUUUUUUGCAUAAAUCAUUAUUGUUAAUAGUCCUUUAUGUUUGUCACUGGAGUUUGCAAAAAUCUAACCAAUAAAAACUAUUAAUAAUUACAAAUCAUUAAAUACUUAAAACGUACAGUGUUUUUUCCGUUUCCUGAAAACAGAGAAUUUGGUAAAGGGUUUCAGAAGGACAGCGACGAUGUGUAUAAGAAAAUCAAUCAAGUUGUCUCAGACAUUUGGAGCCCUUUGUAUAUGUGCGUUUUUGUUUUUUUGUCACAAUUAAUAAUUGGACAAAAUUCAGCCUUGUUUAAGACUGAUUCUCCGUUUACCUUGAAAUGUGUUGCCAGAUCUGUGUCAUGAAGGGCUGUGCGUACAAGGGCUGCAGAUUGUAGAUAUUGUCUUCUUACAAUCAACUCACUUAAAGCCCUAGAGAAAGUGCAUUUCAAGUCCUUUUGUAUGAGAUAAGCUGUUGAUUUAUUUACCAUUCAACGUGUUUGAUUCGAUUACAAGGUGCCAUUUAGUUUCGCUUUUGACUUUUGUUUUAUAACUGAAUUGCAAUUCGAUUCCAUAGACUGUUCAACACUGUUAACUAUUUUUAUUUUUUUAUAAUUUGGGAAUGACACUGGUUCAGUUAUUCAUAAUUGUAAAAGCACACACUAGCUCUAGGUCUUACAAUUCUAUGGUCAAAAUGUUUUGGCUGAGUCACAAUACGUAUGUGUGAAGCAGGUAUUGAUUGUUUUGCUUCAGCAACAUCAGGAACAAAAAUAUACAAAACACUUUAGAUAAACGUUAUUUAUGGAUGGAUGGAUCUAAAGACAAUAAUUUGGGAACAAACUAAGGUGCUGCAGUGCCCAUGUGAUCAUUUAGAUCUAUUUAGAUGACAAGUUUGGUGCUGUUUAGGGGUUAGUGGACUACUAAAGUUUUCUGUAAUGUAAUCUAAUCUAGAAUGUUACUAAAUUCACAAAUUUAUAGUUUAAAGAUUAGAUCCUUGACUAUUCGUAACAUUUGUAACAUUUUUGUUAGGGUAGAUAAUGUUUUCAUUUCAGACAAAAAUACUUAUUUAAUUGCAGGUUACCUGUUAUCUGCUGGGAGCUUGCAAGAAACAUGGCAGCUUUACUUACAACUAACACUUCAUUUUAAAGCCUUUUCAAGAUUACUGUAUGUUUUCUGUUGAAUAUUCUGAUAUAUUCUUUGAAGUAAAUAUGUAGUAUUUGUAUAGUGAUUGAUAAAUGUAAAUGAAUGAUAGUUAGGACAUCACAAGAUCCGUUUGCAAGAUUCUUUUCCCCAUCAUAAAACAUGGUGUGAUUAUAGUAUGAUCUAUAUACUGUAUGUAUUGUUUUGUGUUAUGUCAAUGUCAAGAAAUUAUGGACUGAAUGAGCCUUAUCAAUGCAGGUUUUAUAUAAUUAAACUGAAGAUGUUUUGUACUCUCAAUCAAACUUCAAAUGAAAUGCCUUUCUCUUGAUGAUAUUCACACAAAGAAAGAUAAUUAGUUUGAACCGUGUCUAUCAAUAGUUUUCAAUAUUUUUGGAGUAAGAAGUUCAACUGGUAUUGUCUUAUUCACAAGCAAAUUAUGAUUAAUAUUUUUUUGCAUUUAUUUGUCAAAUCGUUUUAAAUGUCUUCUAUAAUUACCCAAUUUUGUUUAGCGUUUUUAGGAUUAUUGCUACUAAUAAUUAUAUAUAAUUAUUCAUCAAUAGUUCGUCAAAACAAAUAUGUAUUGUGUUUAAUAAUUUAAUUAUAUAUUAUUUAAAUGCUCCUGCUAUAUUUUUUCCAAAUGUUUGACUCUUGAAGCAGAACAUGUUUGUCUUUGUAAAUUAUAUAAACUGUGUCUUCAUAUUUAUCCGUGUACAUUGUUUUGAAUGCAUUCAAAACAUGUGGUUGUUUUUAAAUCUUUUUCACUGUAAAAUGUGAUCAAUUAAAUACAUUAUUUAUAAGAGUUUUUAAGUAGCCCAAAUGUGAUUGUAGAGGUUGUGUCAUUAUUCUAGUGUAUUGCAAAUUGCAUUGUCCAACUAAAAAAAGGUUAUAAAAGAGCAUAAAGACAUGGAAGAUGUUAAAAAAAACCAAGCCAUGAGACCGAUGCAAGACCAAAGACAAGUCUAUGCAUACUUUUAGGAACAUACCACAUGAUUUCCCAUUAUUUGUUUUUCUUGAUGUUUUGUACUUCAUACGACAGUAGCUCUUUUUUCAAUUUUACAUUAUCAAAAGAGGUGUUAACAAUCACAGGCACCUCUUCUGAAUCAUAAACUGAUCUGUUUAACAAUUGUUUGAUUUUCCCAAUAAAAUGAAUUGUUUAUGAA